GUGCCGAGCGCGCUCGCGCGCGACCGUCCCCCUCGCUGCCGUCGUCAUGGUGUCUCCGGUGCAGGUGCUGUGCCUCGUGCUUGUCGCCCUGCUGUGGGGGGGCUCGAACCCCUUCCUCAAGAGGGGAACCGAGGGCAUCGAAGGGGUGCGCGGCGGCGGCGGCGCGGCGCGGCAGUUCUUGGCCGAACUCAGGUUCCUGUUCCUCAACGUGCGGUACCUCGUGCCCUUCCUGCUGAACCAGAGCGGCUCUCUCAUUUACUACCUCACUCUGGCCUCCGCAGACCUCUCGCUGGCUGUGCCGCUCACCAACUCGCUGACCUUCCUCUUCACCCUGCUGGGGGGCGCGCUCCUCGGGGAGGACGUCGGGGGCAAAAGGGCCGUAGCCGGAACGGCGCUCACCGUGCUGGGCGUUGCGCUGUGCGUCGUCAGCUCCGUCAACGAGAGCGGCGGUGCCGGAUUAUAGUCGUCGGCGAACGAGCCCCGGACCGGAGUCGUCUCCGCAGCGAUGAACUGCUGCGCGCGGACCCCCGCGGAUCGCGGAUCGCGCCUUCCGCAGACCCAGACCUGCCGCUCCGGCCACGCUGGAGGAGCGAUGAGUCUUUCGCUCGGUUGCUCUCGUCUUGUACGCAUCGAGCGUUCUGCCUUUUCAGAAACCUUUAUUGUGUGUCAUGUGUUCCACGCUAUGAGAACUAAUAACUACCAGAAGACGCGUGUAUAGAUAGAGCUCAUCUGUGAAAAUAAAACAAAUAGCCGAGCAGUUCUUUUCUUACACGCAGAUGCGUAUAAAAGGUGUAUUGGAUACAAUGCUGAAUAAAACUAUUUUCGUUACCACUGCACAUUUAAUGCUGUUACUGUACAAAAACAGAACUGAAAAUAAAUGUAAAUAAGAGAAUAUAUUUUGUUCAACAGCAGAAAGCUCUUGGAAGCUAAAAUUAGAUUUUUCCAUGUUAGUAUAAACGUCCUUUUCCUAACUUUCUGCUACGUACGUUUCAAUAAAAAGCCGAGAAAACUA
Messenger RNA from Scleropages formosus (Asian bonytongue), 1012 nucleotides. RefSeq names its product transmembrane protein 234 (gene tmem234). The record is from RefSeq and is a predicted model, not a curated record. Lineage: Eukaryota; Metazoa; Chordata; Actinopteri; Osteoglossiformes; Osteoglossidae. The coding region runs from base 47 to 463 and encodes 138 amino acids. The transcript has 5 exons.